Molecule: messenger RNA, 3019 nt
Organism: Misgurnus anguillicaudatus (oriental weatherfish)
Lineage: Eukaryota; Metazoa; Chordata; Actinopteri; Cypriniformes; Cobitidae
Gene: marchf4b
Product: membrane associated ring-CH-type finger 4b
Biological process (GO): protein ubiquitination
Molecular function (GO): ubiquitin-protein transferase activity; zinc ion binding
Source: RefSeq, a predicted model, not a curated record
UGAUGGGCAACUCAACCUAAAGUCAUCAGAAGUGAAGUUGUCCAUCAUUUGGUCCCUCCUUCUGCAUCCCUCCGCGCCGCGUGACGUUUUCUCCUCGGGAGCUGUCCCGUGAACCCGCGUGCUGAAACCGCAGCAUCACACACCGUCAGUCCACCGGGAUCUCGUGCAUAUGAAGUAAGGAUCUUCCGCGUGCAUUGGUUAUGAUACAUUGUCAUAAGGAAUUGCGCAACUCGAUGCGAAGACGAUGCGCAGCGUCGGAUAGCCCGCGCGCAUCCGUAAUGACAGAUCUAACACACGGAGCAACGUGGCACUGAGAGCAGAUUCAUAAACUGCAGCAGAAUAACAUUUCAUCACAAAUGUCACGACAUGGAUGCGUCUACAGACAGCAGCAUCACCUGCAGAAAUGUUUGGAAUUGGCCGUGCUUGCUUAUGCAUUAAGUAUUGCUUUAUCCUUUAGGUGCAUACACCUGCAAGAGCUUUAAAGAGCGAAAUCUGAAAGUGGACCUCGUGGAAAAUGAUUAGAGAGGAUGCAAAUGCUUUAACAUCCAUGUGACUUGGAUGCAUUCAGACACGUUUUUAUCAUUAGGUGGACAGGUGCUGGAUUACAAACUCAGCAGGGAUGCAUUGAUAUCUGAAUAAUCAUAUGGCUUUUGACACCUGUGUGCUGACCUCUGGAAUAAAUAUUUGAUGAACUCAACAAGAAUAAUUGAAUUGGAAAGUAAACGAGGACAUAGCACUUGAAUGAAGCUUGCACUUAAAGGGCCAACAGGUUUGUGGAGUAUCAUGGCUUUUAUGCAUUGAUUCUUCAGUGUAAACUAAAAGUGCGCUUAAAACUUUAAUUUUACCUGGACUGUGUAUUUUUUGGCUUCCUUGGUUAAAUUGGGUGGUCACGGCAUGCUGAAAAGCCGCUGUUGCGUUCUGUUCAGUGACCUGAAGGUGUUUCUGCUCCGGCCGCAGGCUCCUACAAGCCCCAUGAGCGGACAAACGGCCAGAAUCACUCCUUAUGCCUCUACUAAUAAUAAUAGCCUACGAGCCCAUCGGCUUCGACACUGGAGUACCCCAUCCACAGAGGACACUAUAGGGCCGGAGGCAUCUGCAGACGGGUCGGGUUGGACAAGUGCUGCAGCGGAUGACUUCUCAAAGGACCGCAGGGAUGAGAGAUUUUCCUUCAUCAGUUAUGCUGAAGGCACCCCAGUGUGCAGGAUUUGCUUCCAAGGACCAGAACAGGGAGAAUUACUGAGCCCGUGUCGCUGUAGCGGUUCGGUCCGCAGCACUCAUCAGCCGUGUUUAAUAAAGUGGAUCAGCGAGAGAGGAUCAUGGACCUGUGAACUGUGUUAUUAUAAGUAUCAGGUCAUCGCCAUCAGCACCAAAAAUCCACUGCAGUGGCAAGCUAUUUCACUGACAGUCAUAGAGAAAGUUCAGAUCGCAGCAGCUAUCUUGGGUUCUCUGUUCCUGAUCGCCAGUAUCUCCUGGUUGGUGUGGUCCUCUCUCAGUCCCUCAGCAAAGUGGCAGCGUCAGGACCUGCUGUUCCAGAUCUGUUAUGGGAUGUAUGGCUUCAUGGACAUUGUCUGCAUCGCUUUAAUAGUCCACGAGGGACCCUCAGUCUUCCGAAUAUUCCAUCGAUGGCAGGCUGUCAAUCAACAGUGGAAAGUUUUAAACUACGACAAGAAGAGAGACAGCGAGGAGCAAAAGAAGACUGAGGAAUCUCUUCUUCAACAGAGAGAGCAAACAGGAGUGGAAAUAUCUCCUUCGCCAUCUUCUCUGAUGGCAGCGGCGGGUACGCCGGCCCCGGCCGACUCCAUGACAAACACGGACGCAGCUGUGACCCUCCAGGACUCCGCAGGUUCUUACCCGACCGAUGGGCACAGCGACGAGACGGCUCUGUCUGAACAACACUCUCCGUAUAACAUCCUUCAUUUACUGAGUCACUUACGGCCGCACGAGCCGCGCGGUCCGACCACUAACAGCACCAAUAACACUAUUAAACCUAGAGAACUAGUUAUGAGAGUUACCACUGUAUGAGCACAUCGACUGGAGGCCUUAUGAUGGAAAAUUCAAACAUUUCUCAGCACAAACAGACGAUAAGCACCGAGCUUUAACUGUGUGAUGUUUCUAUACAAUCUGUGGAUUAUUUCUGACUUGAUUAUUAUUGAUACUGGUGAUCGAUCAAUUUAGUUUUUUACUUAGCUGAUGCUAGGACCAAUAUAAUGAUAAUGCAUACGCAACUAAAUGGUAGCAAACAGAUGGAUUCAACUGCAACAAAUGACUUCAAAGGAAUAGUUCACAAAAAACAGGUUGUUGUUUAAAUGUUUGUGACAUUUUUUGUCAGUCUACAGGUUUAAAUUGAGAUAACUCAGACAGCAAAUGACUACAGGCCGGAUCCGGCCCAGAGUCGUCAGAGGUCUGGGAAGAGUUUAACUUUAUGGGCAAACUGUUACUUUAAAUGAAUAUAAGUACAAAAUAUUCAUAUCAGAAUAUGUGAUGUACAUUUACAUGACUGUCAGGAAGUCCUAAAAAUGAAAUCAACCCUAUUUCACAAAAUGUAAAAAAAUGCAGCAGGAAGUUAAAACAACUUGGUUUUGCAAGUCAUUUCAACCUACUAAUUUAAGUUUUGACCUGUGAAUAUUUGACAUAAUUUAUAAAAACUAGUUGAAGUUGUUUUACUUAAUUUUUUAAGUUAAAGUAGCAUAAAAAUAUAUGUUGAUUUGACAAAAAUGCUGCAUUUUUUACAGUGCAUCAGCCACUCGGUCAAAUACUAAACUACUAAGGUUUGCAUAAAGAUAAAGGUACAGAAUGUAAUACUAAACAAACUUUGAUCUGAUGUUUCCCCAGCGUGAAAGAUAAACACACAUUUACAGUACUGUAUAAACACAGAGACGAUAAAAAAGCACAAGGAUUGGCCUCUGACCCUUACCGUGGGUUUACACCAAAAGCGAAGCGUGCAAUCACAUUGCGUUGCUCGCUCUAGAUUACUCGCGGGAUUUAACUUCGUGUCAUGCAAAGUUUUCGCUCGAGUUGA